GUGCCUGUUCUGCAUGGAUAAAGGUAUUUUUAUGAUAUUUAUCUAGAAAAAUAUUGUAUUAACAUUUUAUCUUAUUGUUUUCUUUUUUUUUUUUGAAACAAAGUCUGACUUUGUCGCCCAGUCUUAAUUGCAGUGGUGCGAUCUUGGCUCACUGCAACUUCUCCCUCCCAGGUUCAAGCAAUUCUGCCUCAGCCUCCUGAGUAGCUGGGAAUACAGGUGCUGGCCAUGACACAAGGCUAAGUUUUCUAAUCUUUUGUUAUCUUCUCAGUGCUAUGAUUGUUUGACAAUACAGAAUUUCCAUUGAUUUUGGUUAUCCUUACAUGAGCUUGUUGUGGAUCAUUUACCAAUAUAGUAUAUUGUGUGGUCCUAUAGCAUUUAUUUGUAUACAGUAAAUAUGCUGUAAGUAUGAAGAAUACAUUUUUUUCUUCUUUCAUAGACAGUGAUGUUUUUUGCAAACUCUCAUACACUUUAGGGUCACAGUGGAAAAACACUCCUUACUUUAGGCUUACACAUGUUUGUGCCCUGUCAGUGUUUUGUCAUGAUAUUAGAAAUAGGCUUCCAUAGAAAUGAUUUGAAGUACAUGCAAUCGCCCUUUAUUUAUUAUAGAAUCUUACUCCUUUCGUGUUCCUAAACUUUGAAGCUCAUAUUUGGAAAGUUUAAAAUAAGAAUUUUUUUUUGGUUCAUAUUUACACAUUUCAGUAUUGUUUAUCAUCUGUACUUAAUUAGAAACCUAUUGGUGUUUAUAUUUUGUAGAUAUCUCUUCCAAAUGCAUGAUGAAGGUGUUCUCAUCCACAGCACAAGGCAAUAGAGAAGUGAUCCACACAGGGACAUUGCAAAGACAUGAAAGUCAUCACAUUAGAGAUUUUUGCUUCCAGGAAAUUGAGAAAGAUAUUCAUAACUUUGAGUUUCAGUGGCGAGAAGAUGAAAGAAAUGGUCACGAAGCACCCAUGACAGAAAUCAAAGAGUUGACUGGUAGUACAGACCGACAUGAUCAAAGGCAUGCUGGAAACAAGCCUAUUAAAGGUCAGCUUGGAUCCAGCUUUCAUUCGCAUCUGCCUGAACACAUAUUUCAGCCCGAAUGGGAAAUUGGUAAUCAAGUUGAGAAGUCUAUCAUCAAUGCCUCCUUAAUUUUGACAUCCCAAAGAAUUUCUUGUAGUCCCAAAACCCAUAUUUCUAAUAACUAUGGGAAUAAUUCCCUCCAUUCUUCAUUACUCACACAAAAAAUGGGAAGUACACAUGAGAGAAAAAUCUUUCCAAUGUAAUGAGAGUGGCAAAUCCUUUAAUUAUAGCCAACUCUUAAGGAAACAUCAGAUAAUCCAUUUAGGAUAGAAACAAUAUAAAUGUGAGGUAUGUGACAAGGUCUUUAAUCAGAAUUGAUUCCUUGUAUGCCAUAGUGGAUGUCACACUGGUAAGAAACCUUACAAUUGUUAUGAGUGUGGUGAGACCUUCAGUCAGACGUCAUCCUUUACAUGCUAUCGUAGACUUCAUACUGGAGGGAAACCUUACAAGUGUAGUGAGCAUAACAAGACCUUUAGUUGAAAUUCAGCCCUUGUAAUUCAUAAGGCAAUUCAUACUGGAGAGAAUCCUUGCAAGUGUAAUGAAUGUGGCAAGGUUUUUAAUCAGAAAGCACACCUUGCACGUCAUCAUAGACUUCAUACUGGAGAGAAACCUUACAAACAUGAAGAAUGUGAAAAAGUUUUCAGUCGCAAAUCACACCUUGAAAGACAAAAGAAAAACUUAAAAGAGGUGGCGUUGCCCUUGUUUUUGAGAAUGCCCUACUGUGUAAGUGGUAGCAUUCUUUCUUUUUUUUUUUUUUAAGACAGAGUCUCACCUGAGCGAGCCUCUGCACUGGCCGUAUUUAUUACUGUUAUUAAUUUUUUUGUUUUGAGACGGAGUUUCACUCUUGUUGCCCAGGCUGGAGUGCAAUGGUGCAAUCUUGGCUCACUGCAACCUCUGUCUGUUGGGCUCAAGCGAUUCUCCUGCCUCAGCCUCCCAAGUAGCUGGGACUACAGGUGCAUGCCACCAUGCCUGGUUAAUUGUUGUAUUUAUAGUGGAGAUGGGGUUUCUCCAUAUUGGUCAGGCUGGUCUUGAACCCUUGACCUCAGGUCAUCCACCCACCUCGGCUUUCCAAAACGCUGGAUUUACAGGCUUGAGCCACCGCGUCUGGCCUGAAGUGGUAUUUUUUAGAAAGUAACUAAACCUUUUUUCAGUUUAAUGACCCAGGGAUGU
Messenger RNA from Gorilla gorilla gorilla (western lowland gorilla), 2229 nucleotides. RefSeq names its product putative protein ZNF321. The transcript has a single exon. The record is from RefSeq and is a predicted model, not a curated record. Lineage: Eukaryota; Metazoa; Chordata; Mammalia; Primates; Hominidae. Bases 771 to 1262 code for a protein of 163 amino acids.